Messenger RNA from Podospora pseudocomata, 1101 nucleotides. Its product is annotated as alpha,alpha-trehalase nth1. Lineage: Eukaryota; Fungi; Ascomycota; Sordariomycetes; Sordariales; Podosporaceae. The transcript has a single exon. The coding region runs from base 1 to 1101 and encodes 366 amino acids. The record is from RefSeq and is a predicted model, not a curated record.
AUGGAUGCCUCGGACGACAGCGAGAUAAAAUUAGAAGACUCCGACGACGACGACGAGAUUAAGGAGCAGGGAUCCGGCCGCGAGAUCAAGACUGAGGACUCUGACGACGACGAGAUAAAGGAGGAAGAGUCUGACAACAACAACAACAACAACAACAACAACAACAACAACAACAACAACAACAACAACAACAACAACAACAACAACAACAACAACAACAACAACAACAACAACAACAACAACAACAACAACAACAACAACAACAACAACAACAACAACAACAACAACAACAACAACAACAACAACAACAACAACAACAACAACAACAACACCAACAACGCCCCAUCUAUCAAGGAAGAAUACGACUGCAGCUCCGACUACGGAAACGAGCGGUCUUUCAGAGCGGAUGCUCUUGCUUCUGACUACAGCUCUAGCUCUGACGAGGAGGAUAUCAAGUCGGAGUAUUCUUCUGACCACGGAUUAGACCGAGAAGACGACCUCCUCGACGAUCACAUUGAAGAUGAUGGAAACUUCCCAGAUCUCCCCAACGCGACCGGCUCCCAGUCUAACCCUGCCGAUGCCGAAGAUGAACACGAACGUACCGUCUUUGAGAAUUUAACUGCCAGCGAAGAGGAGGUUCAUGGGUUACCCUUCUCAUACCAUGACCAUCGGUUGACCGUGGCGGCCGCAGCCAGGGAUCGUUACGAUUUCCUCGGGUCUUUCCCAGGGUAUCAUGAGUUGGACGCGGUGACCUCGGUGAGGAUUGGGGGAGACUUGCCCAGAUUUCCGUUCUUGGACGGACAUGGCGAGCGGCCUCUGAGUGCUGAGGAUGACGGGUUGUGGGACGUGCUUGCCGGGGAGGAGGAUGACUGGCGGUUUGAGCAGGAUGGUUUUAUGGGGGGUGAUGUGCUUGAUGACUCUGUUUGGGAUGAGUUUGGUGGGGAGGAUGAGGUGUUGAGGUAUGAGGAGGAGUAUUUGGGGGUGCAGAUGGUUGGGGAGUUCGAGGGGGUUUAUGUUGAGGAUGGGGUCACGGAUGCGUUUGAGCUGGGGUGUGAGGGUGGGGAGGGGGAUUUUGAGGAUGAGGAAGAUGAGAUUUAUUGA